Molecule: messenger RNA, 1604 nt
Organism: Oncorhynchus mykiss (rainbow trout)
Lineage: Eukaryota; Metazoa; Chordata; Actinopteri; Salmoniformes; Salmonidae
Product: arg8-vasotocin receptor-like
Biological process (GO): cellular response to hormone stimulus; positive regulation of vasoconstriction; regulation of systemic arterial blood pressure by vasopressin
Cellular component (GO): plasma membrane
Molecular function (GO): peptide binding; vasopressin receptor activity
Source: RefSeq, a predicted model, not a curated record
UGCUCCACAUCUUUGCCAAGCCAACACAAAUGUUGGUCUGUGCGCAAAGAGCGAGUUUAUGUAGACGAUAGACUAAGAAUUGCUCACAUUUAAAGCUAGGUGGCAGCAGGUGUCGUGCGCGCGGAUUGGUUCAGGAGAGUCAGGCACUUCUCCGGAGACGCAUUCUUCCCUUCAGAGAGCUCACUCACCCUCAUGGAAGAAAAUGUGAACAUAGGCUUCGACCCUACCGGCAAGCCGGGGAUGAUGGAGGACCCUGGGAACGACACCGGCACUUUUGGGAACUCCAGCGACCCGUUUGGCCGGAACGAGGAGGUCGCCAAGAUCGAGAUCACGGUGCUUAGCGUGACAUUCUUCGUGGCUGUGGUGGGGAACCUGAGCGUGCUGCUGGCCAUGUACAUGAGCCGACGGAAGCCCUUGCGCAUGCACCUGUUCAUGAAACACCUGAGCCUCGCGGACUUGGCUGUGGCCUUUUUCCAGGUGCUGCCGCAGCUCUGUUGGGAGAUCACCUUCCGCUUCUACGGGCCUGACCUUCUGUGUCGUAUCGUCAAGCACCUGCAGGUGCUAGGGAUGUUCGCGUCCACCUACAUGAUGGUGAUGAUGACGCUGGACCGCUACAUCGCAAUCUGUCACCCGAUGCAGAACAUUCACCAGCCCACGCAGCGCGCCUAUAUGAUGAUCGGGGCCACCUGGGUGUGUAGUCUUGCCCUGAGCAUGCCCCAGUAUUUCAUCUUCUCACUGAGCGAGGUCCGCCCGGGCUCGGCCGUGUAUGACUGCUGGGGACACUUCAUCCAGCCGUGGGGUGUGCGCGCCUACAUCACCUGGAUCACCGUGGGCAUCUUCCUCGUGCCCGUGGCCGUGCUCAUGCUCUGCUACGGCUUCAUCUGCCGAUCCAUCUGGCUGAACAUAAAGUACAAGACCCAGAAGAGCACGAUUGCGAUGGCACUUGUGACCAAGAAUAGGCUGAUCGGAAAGAGUUCAGUCAGCAGCAUCACCACAAUCUCGCGCGCCAAGCUGCGCACAGUGAAGAUGACUUUUGUGAUCGUGCUGGCGUACGUGGUGUGCUGGGCUCCGUUUUUCACCGUACAGAUGUGGUCGGUGUGGGAUGAGAGCUUUUCGUGGGAUGACUCCGAGAACACCGCAGUCAUCAUCUCAGCUCUGCUGGCCAGUCUGAAUAGCUGCUGUAACCCGUGGAUCUACAUGAUCUUCAGCGGCCACCUCCUCUCUGACAUGGUCCACUGUCUGCCGUGCUGCCGGAGGCUGUUCCACAGGUUCGGCCAUCAGGAUUCGAACAGCAGCAUCCGCCACACCACACUCCUGACCCGGGUACCACUCCCGGCCCUACCCCGGCGGAGCUCAGAGAAAAGCUCUUGCAAAGAUUGCAUUCACCACUCCCACAGGAACUGUCAAUCAAUCCCGGUGGAGUCUUGACCCCGUGCUCACACUAAACACUGUCCAUAUGGUUCAGUUUAUGUGCCACAGCGACGACGGCUGUCGUAUGUUCAAAUCAAAUCAAAUUUUAUUUGUCACAUACACAUGGUUAGCAGAUGUUAAUGCGAGUGUAGCGAAAUGCUUGUGCUUCUAGUUCCGACAAUGCAGUAAUAACC